AUGCCUCGUCCCAGAACCCUUCUUCUCCCCCUCCUCCUCGUCGUCUUCGCCGCGAGCCUGAGCGCCGCUGAAACGACCGUCGGCGAUGGAGGGCAGGCGGUUUACAUCGUGUACCUUGGGCACCUGCCUACGCCGCCGGACCUGUCAGGGUCCGAAGAUGGUGUCUCCGCUGCAGAUGAGUUUGCUCAUCACGACCUGCUGAACCAGGUCCUUGACGAGAGCAGCUCUGCUUCAGACAGGAUCCUCCGUAGUUACAGAAGAAGCUUAAAUGGCUUCGCAGCCAGGCUAACCGAACAAGAGGCCCAUGAACUCUCUAGCAUGGAUGGCGUCGUGUCAGUCUUCCCUAGUGAGACCUAUGAGCCGUUGACCACAAGAUCGUGGGACUUCCUGGGCUUCCCUCAAACGCCGAAGGAAGAGUUACCGUUGGAGGGAGAGAUCAUCGUCGGCAUGCUCGACACCGGCAUAUGGCCCGACUCACCGUCCUUCUCCGACGACGGCUUCGGCCCGCCGCCGAGCAGGUGGAAGGGUGUGUGCCAGAACUUCACGUGCAACAAUAAGAUCAUCGGAGCCCGCGCCUACAGAGGAGGAUCGAGCGACGGCCUGUCGCCGCUCGACGACGAGGGCCACGGCAGCCACACAGCCUCCACGGUGGCCGGGCGGUCGGUCGGCAACGUCAGCUUCGGCGGCCUCGCCGCCGGCGUGGCCCGCGGCGCCGUGCCGGGCGCCAGGCUCGCCGUCUACAAGGUGUGCUGGGACAGGGGCUGCGGCAGCGCCGACAUCCUCGCGGCGUUCGACGACGCCGUCGCCGACGGCGUCGACGUGAUCUCCUUCUCCAUCGGGAGCAGUGACCCCCGGGAGUACUUCCGGGACGCGCAGGCCAUCGGCUCGUUCCACGCCAUGCGGCGCGGCGUGCUCACGUCGGCGUCGGCCGGGAACUCCGGGAUGCUAGGCGGGCACGUCUGCAACGUCGCGCCGUGGAUGCUGUCCGUGGCGGCGAGCAGCAUCGAUCGCCGGUUCGUCGACAAGAUCGUUCUCGGCAACGGCGAGACAAUAGUGGGAGCCUCCAUCAACACCUUCCCAACGCUAACAAAUGCAACACUUGCAUUCCCCGCCGGCGGGUCCUGUGAUCCAGAUAACCUGUCCGGCGGUUCAUACAGAGGGAAGAUCGUCCUCUGCCCGCCGCAGAACAACGGCCGUCCGAACGACGGCUCCGGCCCGCUCUCGGCCGGUGCGGCGGGCGUCGUCAUCGUCACCCGUUCACCCGACGUCGCCUUCGUGCUGCCGCUCCCCGGUCUCACCGUAACUCAGGACGAGUUCGACCAGAUCAUGGCGUAUGUCAACAGCACCAGCAAUGCUGUGGCUACCAUUCACAGAACCGAGACGACGGCCAAUCCACCAGCUCCAGUGGCCGCCUCGUUCUCUUCUCCAGGGCCGAACCUGAUCUCCUCCGGGAUCUUGAAGCCUGAUAUAUCUGCACCGGGGAUCGACAUCAUAGCCUCAUGGUCGAUGCUGUCGUCACCGACGGGCAACCCUAACAGGAAGGUUCUGUACAACAUCAUCUCCGGCACGUCCAUGGCGUGCCCGCACGCGAGCGGCGCCGCCGCCUACGUCAAGUCCCACCACCGCGACUGGUCGCCGGCGAUGAUCAUGUCGGCUCUCAUCACCACCGCCACUCCGAUGAACACGGCGGGCACCUCCAACAGUACAGAGCUCAAGUACGGCGCCGGGCAGCUCAGCCCGGCAAAGGCGCGCGACCCCGGCCUCGUCUAUGACGCCUCGGAGAGCGACUACGUGGCCAUGCUGUGCUCGCAUGGGUACAACGCCACGCAGCUCGCGCUCGUCACCGGCUACGCCACGGCCUGCGCCGCCGGUGGCGCAGCAGCCGGCUCCAGCAGCGACCUCAACUACCCGACCAUGGCGAUCCGUGUCGCGCCCAGGAAGAACUUCACCGUGAGCUUCCCGCGGACCGUCACCAACGUCGGGGCCGCAGGCGACGCCUACGACGUGAAGGUCGUCAUUCCUAUUGAGGCGGCCAAAGUGUUCGCCGCCGUUGUUGUUUCGCCGGUCAAGCUGGAGUUCAGCGCGCUGAGCCAGAAGAUCUCGUUCACCGUGACGGUGUCCGGCGUAGCGCCGGCGGAGGGCCAGGCCCACUCGGCGGCCGUCGUGUGGUAUAACGACGACCACCAGGUGAGGAGCCCGUUGGUGGUGUACACAGUGUAG
Setaria italica (foxtail millet) is the source of this 2220-nucleotide messenger RNA. RefSeq names its product subtilisin-like protease SBT4.9. Gene Ontology annotation, molecular function: serine-type endopeptidase activity. The coding region runs from base 1 to 2220 and encodes 739 amino acids. The record is from RefSeq and is a predicted model, not a curated record. Gene Ontology annotation, biological process: proteolysis. The transcript has 10 exons. Lineage: Eukaryota; Viridiplantae; Streptophyta; Magnoliopsida; Poales; Poaceae.